Messenger RNA from Ilex paraguariensis (yerba mate), 972 nucleotides. The record is from the annotation of a GenBank genome assembly. Lineage: Eukaryota; Viridiplantae; Streptophyta; Magnoliopsida; Aquifoliales; Aquifoliaceae.
AUGGGGAAAAAACUGUGCGUUGAGGACAAAAAUAGAUUGAAGAAAGGCCAGUGGACUGUGGAGGAAGAUCAAAAACUGAUUGAUUAUAUACAGAAACAUGGGCAUGGGAAAUGGAAGACAGUUUCAAAGGAUGCUGGUAUAUAUGCUAAUUAUCUAUGCUUCUGUUAUGCAGCUUGUGCUUUUGUAUUGCCUUUUUUCAAAUUUCCACUAUGUAUCAGAUGGUCAGCCAUAGCUGCUCGUUUACCAGGAAGAACCGACAACGAAAUAAAGAAUUAUUGGAACACACACAUUAGAAAAAGGCUUCUCAGAAUGGGUAUUGAUCCUGUGACUCAUGCCCCUCGCCUUUGUCCUCUUGAGAUAUACUCCAUUCUGAAUUCAACCCUCUACAACCUACCUCCCGUUCAUACCCGAAAUGUGUUAGGGAUCGAAUCUACACUAAAUCUUGAAGAAUUUCAACCUUUUCAAGUAAACCAAAUUCAUGGUUCAGUCCAAGAAGUUCAAGCUUGUGUAGCCACCACUUCUAGUGCUCCUUUGUUAGAUGAUACCCUUAUCAUGCAAGCCAAUGUGGGGCAAUUCUAUCCACGGGCCGCCAGCUACGGUUGCAGAAGUUCUCUACCAAACUUGUACCGAAACGACGACGAUCAGUCUUCUUGUAUUGGUCUGGGAUUUGUAGAGUUUCGGGCGGCAGAAUAUUACUACAAUAACUAUAAUAAAUCCUUGCUUGAGCUACAAUCUGAAAACCAAAUGUUUCAGUACUCCAACGAAGGUACUCCAAGGUACAGUUUUGGCUCAGUAUUAUCAACACCUUCAUCUGGCUCAAGUUCAACUGCCUUCAACUUGUCUGCUACAACUAGCUACGUCAAUGGCAGCAAUGAAGAGGAGAGAGAAAGCUACUGCAGAAACAUGUUGUUCAAUGUCCCAUAUAACUUGGACGUCGAUGGAAUUAUCAAAGGAAACAUGAACUCCGGCUGA